Messenger RNA from Salvelinus namaycush (lake trout), 891 nucleotides. Its product is annotated as sulfotransferase 6B1-like. NCBI's taxonomy places the organism in Eukaryota, Metazoa, Chordata, Actinopteri, Salmoniformes, Salmonidae. Gene Ontology annotation, cellular component: cytoplasm. The transcript has 7 exons. The record is from RefSeq and is a predicted model, not a curated record. Gene Ontology annotation, biological process: sulfation. Gene Ontology annotation, molecular function: sulfotransferase activity. The coding region runs from base 1 to 891 and encodes 296 amino acids.
AUGAGUAGCUCUUUCUCAGCCAAAAUGGAACUGGCUAAAGAUAUGAAGGAGGAGGAUAAGUUGUACAGAUAUAAUGGAGUGCUGUACCCUGUCAUCAUGAGUCCAGUGGAGAACCUAAAGGCUAUGGAGAGGCUGGAAGCAAGAGCAGAUGAUGUAAUGUUAGUUGCAUAUCCCAAAUGUGGUUUUAAUUGGAUGGUGGCGGUACUUCGUAAAAUACUAGCAGCAGCAACUGGUGAGAAAGCAGAGUCCCAAAUCCCUCCAUUGAUGGAGUUCUUUGGGCCAGAAAUGCAGCAGGCUAUUCACAAAGCACCGUCCCCCAGAUUUCUAGGGACACACAUGCACCCAGAUAACAUUCCUGCAUCCUUCACCACAAAGAAAACAAAGAUGCUGGUGAUAUUCAGGAACCCGAAAGACACAGUGGUUUCCUUUUAUCACUUCUCCAACAAAAACCCAUGUCUACCCACUGCCGAGUCCUGGGACCGCUUCUUCUCAGAGUUUAUGAGUGGAAAAGUUCCCUGGGGUUCAUAUUUCGACCAUGUACUUGGUUGGGAGAAGAGAAUGGAUGACCCUAACGUGAUAAUAGUCACCUUUGAGGAGUUAAAACAGGACCUGAGUGAAGGUGUGCGAAGGGUCUCUGAGUUCUUUGGUUUCAGUCUCAGUGAUCCUCAGAUCCAGGCCAUUGCAGAGGAGAGCACCUUCAACGCUAUGAAGGAGAGCUCCAAUGACUCACACGGCCAGAUGGGCAACGUCUUGUUCAGGAAAGGUGAAGUAGGAGACUGGAAGAACCAUUUCAGCCCAGCCCAAAGCCAGGAGAUGGACACAGCAUUUGAGAAGCACCUGGCAGGGACUAAACUGGGGGCUAAACUGAAGUAUGACCUGUACUGCAAGUAG